Molecule: messenger RNA, 669 nt
Organism: Suncus etruscus (white-toothed pygmy shrew)
Lineage: Eukaryota; Metazoa; Chordata; Mammalia; Eulipotyphla; Soricidae
Gene: SHISAL2B
Product: shisa like 2B
Exons: 3
Coding region: 15-500 (161 amino acids)
Source: RefSeq, a predicted model, not a curated record
CCGCCACCGCCACCAUGGGCGAGGGCAGCCGGGUGUGCUCGGGCUACUACGGCCUCAACCGCAGCUUCGUGGAGCCCUUCGCGUGCCCGCGGCGCGGCGAGGGCGCCUCGCUCGUCUACUGCUGCGGCUUCGCCGACCUCAAGUACUGCUGCAGCGAGCCGGGCAGCUACUUCCCCUACAAGCACAGCUACAUGUGGAGCCUCAGCAUUGGCGCCCUAAUUGGACUGGGGAUUGCUGCUCUUGUUUUACUUGCAUUUGUCAUCAGCGUCUGUGUCCUUUGCUAUUUAUUUCUGUAUACAAAGCCUCAAAGAUUAGACAGUGGCCUUAAACUUCAACAUCUAGCCACUUCUCCUACUCAAGAAGGUAACUCAGAUAGAAAAACCAAAGCCCCCAAUUCAAAUGCAGCAUCAAAUUCAACAAAUGAAACAGCCUAUGAAACUGAAGAUAUAAUUCAAGAAAAAACAGUGGAUCACACAACACAAAUCAGCAUUGCUUAUUAAAUGAAAACUCCGUGUUGUAAAAGAUGGAGCAGUACAAAUAAAGAGAGCAUUUCAAAUACCAUUUGGCUUCAUUCUUUUAAAAAUAUUCACCACUCACAUUCACAAGUUUGAUGGCUCAAUUAAUUUAUUAAACAACCAGAGUGGAUAUAUUAUAAAAGUUAAUAUUCAA